GGUGAGUGGCAGAAAGAAAUCUCGUGGAUGGGAGUUGAGAGGAGUUUGGCAGAGUGGAGCGGGGCUGUAAUAAUACCUGUCGAACAUAAUGCAAGAUUUGUUUGUUGAGAAUCAGGUGUGGUCUAGAAGACACGACAUUUGAAUUUUGAACAUGGAUCAAAACCCAGUUCUUAAGCGGCUAUACGUUGGAGGACUUGACUAUACUGUUUCUGAAGCUGAACUGCGGGAAAGAUUUUGCAAGUUUGGAAAUGUUACAGACACAGAAAUUGUUAUCCGGAAAGAUGAAAAAGGGAAGCCUACAAAAACAUUUGCAUAUAUCAGCAUCUCCCUUUCAGAAAAAGAACUUCGAAAAUGUAUAUCUGCUUUAAACAAGACAAAGUGGAAAGGUGGAACACUGCAAAUAGAAUUGGCUAAAGAAUGUUUUUUACACAGACUGGCACGGGAACGUCACGAGGCAAGCAUGACAAAGGAAAAUACAAGUUCUAACAGCAUGACAAACAUUCUAGAUUCUAUGAAGAAAUCUGGAGUUGAAGAUUUUCAUCUAAAAGCUGUACCAGGAACAGAAAUACCAGAUCAUAAGGAUUGGAUUGUUGGCAAGUUUGGAAGAGUUUUGCCUGUCCUCCACAUGAAAGCUCGACACACAAACAAGGUUAUGAAAUAUGACCCUUCCAAGUACUGCCACAAUCUUAAAAAAUUGGAUUCAGAUCUGAAUGAAAGAGUUCCAGUUUCCCAACUCACUUGGCAUUUAGAAGAAGAAGAUGAUAUCAUGAGCAAGAAACAGCAAGGACAAAUUCCUGUUUCUAAAAAGCCGCCUAAAAAGAAAAUGAGAGUACACAACUGUGAUAGUUUAAGUACUACAGAAUUUAAAUCAUGUUACCAGUUUUCAUCAAAAACAACAAAUGUACACAGGACAGAACUAGUUCAAAAUCGCACUUGUAUUGCAAAGCAAUACAAAGAACCUUCUGCGGAUCAGAAGUUUGUAACUGAAUUUUGCAAGAAGAAAAGCAGCCUAUCUGAAAGUGAUAUUGAUACUGAUGAAGAAAUUAGAGCCGUAAUAGCAAAAGAGAAAAAAGUGAAGAAAGUUAACCCUAAUAUUGAACCUGAAGAUGACAGCAUGGAAGUUGUUGGUGAAAAUUUUGAAAUGAAGUAUAGUACUCAUUGGUCCUUAAAGAAAGCACACAGUAUGAAAAAAAUAUGCAAUGAAGCACUAAGGAGCACUGAAGAGAAAUCUGAUUAUGAUUCAGCUGACACUGAUGAAAUUAUAGCUGUGACUCAAAUAUCAAAUCAAAAAAAGAGACGAAAGAAAGCACUGAAUGGAUCUAAGGCCACAAAAGAAAAUGAGGGAAGGUUUAAGAAGGGUAUAUUCUCACAGGCAACAUGUUCUAAUUCUCCAGAGUUGAAUGGCUCAACAGCUGACAAACUGAAAGGAGAAAAAAGAGCAACACUGAAAAAAACAAAUUCUGAGGUUGCACCUGAACAGAGCAGAAAUGCCAAUAAAUGCAAAUUGGAGAGUGAAUCCGAAGGGGAUGAAGAUUAUGAAACCAUGAUGAAAAAUUGUUAUCAACUAGAUCUUACAUUAGAAGAUUUAGAACGAUUAGCAGGCGAAAAUGCUGCAUCAGCAAAGGAUGAUACAGAAGGUCGUCAUACUGACACUCAAUCAAAAACUAAUGGAUUUUCAGGUAGUAAUACCAAAGAUAUGUCAAGUGCACACACAGGUUUCCCUACUGCUAAAAAAUGCAUUUGCCCAGAAGAAAUUCUUGCUGCUAUUUUAAAAGAAAGUGCUGAUGAAGAAAAUCCAAAGAAAGAAAACUCUCGAUUGAAAGUUCGGCCUUUUAGAGGAAUUGGGUCACUAAGUAAGAUUGAAACCAUAAAGAAGCCGAUGAAGGAUGAGCUGGAUGCACAUAAAAGUAAAUCUAGCAGUGAUUCAUCUGAAAUUACUGAUAUGGGCACUUUGAAGAGUGCAUCAGAUCCCCAGUUCAUGGACACUAAAACUAAAAAUCCUAACUGUAAAUUAAUCUCAUUAAGAAAAACUAAGUCCAACAGAAGAAAAUGCACAGUAAAAAUGGAUGAAAAUUCGAGCUGUAGUACUCUCAACACAGAAGAUAGUGAGCCUGAUACCAGCAACAGGAGUGUUCUAACUGAAGCAAAGGUCCCAACAAAUCUGAAAUCUUUUCCCAAGAGAACACCAACAGAAAUUAGUUGUAAAGGUUCAGAUUUAAGCAAGAACCUGAAGACUAUCUCUCUGAAAAGCAGACAGACCCUUCUGGGUUCUGUCACAACUGCACUGGAAAAACAACAGGAUAAUGAAAAACGGUUGGCAGCUCUGCAAGAAAAGCAAAAAGUGAGAGAACAGCAGAAGAGACUUAUUCAGGGAGCUCUUGCGCAUCUGGAAAUCAAAUCAACGAAUACACAAAAGCACAUAGUGUUUGAUUCAGAUGGUGAAAGUGAAGCUGAAGUUCCAGUGAGCACUGAAGAUAGGCCUGGAGGAAAGUUGCCGGGGAAGGUUUUCACCACUAAAACCUCUGGAAAGCUGUUUGAAAGCAGUGAAGAUGAGUCAGAUACAGCAGAAGAUGAGGAUGACAGAUUCAAAAUAAAACCUCAGUUUGAGGGUAAAGCGGGUGAGAAGCUCAUGCAGUUGCAGGCACGAUUUGGCACGGAUGAAAGGUUUCGUAUGGAUGCUCGCUUCCUUGAAAAUGACAGUGAAACUGAAUCAGAAGAUGAAUUAAAAAAACUGGAGAUAGAUGAAGAGGAUGAGCUUACCUUCGAGAAAAAGAAGAAUCUUGAGAUCUUGAAAAAUCUUCUACAUAUUAAUGUAGAACAUCCCAAACCUAACAAGCAGGCUGCGAGUGCUAGGAAAUUCAAGGAUAUUAACACCCUACGCUAUGAUCCUACAAGGCAGGACCAUGCAGUAUUUGAAAGAAAACAAGAAAAUGCUGAAAAAGAAAGUAAAGCGAAGAAGAAGAAGAAGAGGGAGAAAGCCCAGAAGCUACCUGAGGUGUCUAAAGAAAUAUUUUAUGAUGUUGCUAUGAACUUGAGAGAAGUACUUGAAUCUACUAAAUGUGAUGAAAAACCAGAAAUAAUACCCUGGGAUAAACAUAAUGUAGAAGACACAAUUCCAGCUGAUGUAGGGCCAUUAAACAAAGAUAGAAGUAACAAGCAAGAAGAAAGUAGUGGCUUCACAUUUUCAUUUUUUGGUGCUGAAGAGAAGACGUCACCUACGAAAGAAGAACCCUAUCUAGCUGAGACAAUAAAACCUUCAAAAGUUGCAUGGCAAGAAGAUCCACGUUUCCAGGACAGCAGUUCAGAAGAUGAUGAUGAGCAAGAAGAAAAAGAAUAUGUUAAAGAAAUGUCUCCAGCUGCACCACAUUCAAACAUUAGAUUUUUCUUCUUCUCCCAAGAUGAUGAUAGAUUAAAAGAAGGCCCAAAACUCUUCUGCCGAUCAUCCAACCUUGAAGACGAGAGAGAAGAUUGGGAAAGCAGGCGUCAAAUGUUACUUGAGGAUUGUCGAAAGAAACAUAAAGAUGCAAGAAGAAAAGUGAAAGCAAAACACUGAAUAUGACAGACAAGUGAACUGUGACAUCUCAAAAAGCUUGGAGAACUCCAGCUUUGAACACAAGCAAUUAAAGAGUCCCCAGGAGACCUGCACAUUAUCUGAAAAUUAAAAAUGGAGCUGCAUAUACCGCAUUUUUGUAAAACUAAGUAGGUUUGAGAUGGUGAAGCUUUUAAUACUUAUCUCUGUUGUAUGUUAUCCACUUGUUUAACAUAGAUUAUAGGGUACUGGCAGAUUCUUAAACUAGAAUAGCAUCUACUUUGAAUAUUGGCUGCCGUUGUCAUCUUUUCCGGGUGGAGCUAAGCAUUUUAGUCUCCAUGUAACAUACUGGGAUAGGGAGUAACUUCUGAUAGCUCGUAUGCAUACAAGUGCUAUAGCAUCAGAUAGUAGUCUUUGGAGAUAAUUCACCUGAGAUUUAAUACAUUGUUUGGCUACCUUGGUCAAGUUAAAAUUAGAAACAUGCAAUAUUGAACAUCCUAUAUAGGUAGAACCAUUCCAGUUGUGUUAGGAUUGUCAAGAAUUGAGGUAAUGAAGAGCCAGUGAUCAGGGAAGCAGCUAGAAUGAACAGAACACUCGGACAAGCAGUAAGGACUGUUGACUUCAUCAUUCUUUUUUUAAUUGAAUUUUUUAAUUCCAGCUUCCAGUUGUGAAAAACAGAUCUAAGGCUACAGUCUUAAUACCAGUCUCAAUUCCAAUAAAGUGCUUUAAAGAAGACAGGAGUGGAUAUAGUAGGGGGGAAGCCCUGCUGAACUUGUAGUGGCUUGAUUGGGCUAAAGAUAUUAAAGAAGGUAAAUUUAGAGUCAUUGAAGUGGGUGUAUUGCUAUUUACAUCAAUAGGCUGGUUCAGCCUUGUGCAAUGGAUGUUAGCAUCCAACUUAAAGGAGGCUGCAUUCUUCAUCAUCUUGAUAGAUUAGCUGACUAUAGAAAUUUCUUGCUCUUCCACUGUAAAAUAAAACCAUAAUUACAUUCCCCUUCCCCAUGAAAAUUGCAUAGAGAACUUCAGACUUGUAAAUAUGUAUAUAUUUUUCAAAAUCAUAUUUUUCUAUAAAUUAUAAUAUCCUUAUUGAGGUUGUCUAUGUUGAAUGCUGAAGUGUCAUAUGCUGCACCAUUUUGAACCAUUUGCCACUGGCACAGACUAGAAAGACAGCAGCUAAUGUUGGAAUUAGUAAGAUUCUUGCUGACUUGUAAUGUUUGAUUUCAUGGUUAGACUGUUCUGUGAAACUUACCAUGUUUGACUUUUGUACAGAGUGUUGUAUUGUUAUAUUGUAAUUGUUUGAAUUUGGGGACAUUGUUAUAUGAAUUUAAUAACACAAAUUGGUAAAAAAAAUCUUAUACUAAAAUAAGCAAUUAUAAAUACAUAAUAGGUUUGCUAUCAUAGAUUUGGUAAGCCAUUCGCACAGUAUUUUUUCUUCUUUGGUGAAAGUGGGAGGGCAGGCAUUGGAGAUACUGUGAGGAAAUACAGUAAGAGUGUUAAUGUUUUAAGCAUGUUUGUAUUUUGAAUAAAAAUAAUACCAUUAA
Heteronotia binoei (common prickly gecko) is the source of this 5067-nucleotide messenger RNA. RefSeq names its product nucleolar protein 8 (gene NOL8). Gene Ontology annotation, molecular function: RNA binding. Lineage: Eukaryota; Metazoa; Chordata; Lepidosauria; Squamata; Gekkonidae. The record is from RefSeq and is a predicted model, not a curated record. The transcript has 17 exons. The coding region runs from base 152 to 3553 and encodes 1133 amino acids.